GUGGUUCGUUCGCUCGGCUAUAAAGUAAUGUGUCGACGGCUGGAACGGACGGAAUCGGACCCUGAGAAAACCACAUGGCACUAGCGAUGGCUGACGAAACACCGAGGGAGACGUUACUGAUCCAAGUGAAAGAACAGGGCGAGCUAGUGCGACGAUUGAAAGCUGCGAAGGCCGAAAACACGCAGGAACACAGAGAACAGCCUGACAUCAACGUUGAGUUAGAGAGCUUGAACAAUGACUUUGCGGAUGUCAGUUAUGUGUGUGGUUGGUGCCCAACGUCCAAAGAUACCAAACUGUUCGACACGUUGCGUGUCAUCCUUAACGAUAACGAGCUUGCAAGGUGGCCGCAUCUGAACAGAUGGUAUAUUAAUAUUAAAAGCUUCACUCGGGGAGAACGUCUAGGGUUUCCCGCUGCGGAAGCACCACUAACUCCCCUGGCAAAAAUGAUCGAGCGGCUAAAGAGUAUUCACUGUAGUAGCAAAAAUAUGCUAGAUAAAAAGAUAGCGGAUGAAGUCGCGAAACUGCUGGAUCUGAAGGCGAAGUUGGGCGAGGAAAAUGGUUGUCCCCAUAAGCUCAUCCUCAAAACGCCUAAAGGCACGAGGGACUAUAAUCCGGAGCAAAUGGCACUGCGAUUGGGAGUACUAGAGAAAAUAAUCGCGGUAUUUAAGCGCCACGGUGCGGAGACCAUAGACACGCCUGUAUUCGAGCUGAAAGAUGUCUUGACGGGCAAAUACGGUGAGGAUUCCAAGCUCAUCUACGACUUGAAGGACCAAGGCGGCGAGCUCCUCGCCCUUAGAUACGAUUUGACAGUUCCUUUCGCGAGGUAUCUGGCCAUGAACAAAAUAUCUUCCAUCAAGAGGUAUCACAUUGCGAAGGUCUAUCGAAGAGAUAAUCCAGCUACCACGAAAGGGAGAUACAGAGAAUUUUAUCAGUGUGAUUUCGACAUUGCUGGCCAGUACGAUCCGAUGCUACCGGAUGCGGAGUGCAUUCGAGUCGUGUCCGAGGCGUUGCAGGCUCUGGAUCUGGGACCGUACAUGAUCAAAUUGAAUCACAGGUCCCUGCUGGACGGCGUGUUCGCCGCGUGUGGCGUGCCGCAAAGCAAGUUCCGCAGUAUCUGCUCCGCCGUGGAUAAAUUGGACAAAAGCCCGUGGGAGGAGGUGAAGAAAGAGAUGACGGAGGAGAAGGGGCUCGACGAGCAUACCGCCGACCUCGUGGGCAACUACGUCUCCCAGUCUGGCGGAGUCGAACUGAUAGCCGAGCUAAGAAAAGAUAAAGAACUGAUGAAACAGCCUGCCGCCGUACAAGGAUUGAAUUCUAUGGAACUGCUACUGAAAUAUUGUGAUAUUUACAAGAUUCUCGACAAAAUCGAGUUCGACUUGAGCCUCGCGAGGGGACUCGAUUACUACACAGGCGUCAUUUACGAAGCUAUAUUGUGCGGAGAUGACGUCGGCGUUGGUAGCGUGGCCGGUGGUGGUCGUUACGACAAUCUAGUGGGAAUGUUCGACAGUAAGAACAAAACUGUACCCUGCGUGGGUGUGUCGCUGGGCGUCGAGCGGAUAUUCAGCGUCAUGGAGGCGAAACUGGCGAACAAAGGUAUGAAGACGCGCACUACCCAGCUCGAGGUGUUCGUGGCGAGCGCGCAGAAGAAUAUGCAAGAGGAGAGAAUGAAGAUACUGGUGGAUCUGUGGGAAGCCGGAGUGAAGGCGGAGCACUCGUACAAGAAGAACGCAAAGAUUCUGCAGCAGCUGCAGCACUGCGAGGAGAACGGCAUUCCGCUGGCGAUAAUCAUUGGAGAGGGUGAACUGGCUAAGGGUGAAGUUACGCUGCGAGUCGUCUCGACGCGGGAGGAGACUCGCGUGUCGCGCAAUAAUCUCGUCGAGGAAAUACGGAAACGACUGGGAGCGUUAUCGGGCGCGUGAUAACGAGUUUUUCUCUCAUACGUACUUCCCGCAGUUAGGAGAGAGUUAACAUUCGGUACAACGUUGAACGUUUACGUCGCAAACAUUUAGUUCCAUUAUAAUCCGUGUAAAUCCGCGGAUAAAGUUUAUUUAUUAGACUUUGGUCACGCGGUAACGGUUUCCUCCCGCAUAUACGUACUUUAAGCAGUGAAAAAACCAAGAUUAACGUUCACUACAGGAGAAUAUUUAUAUUGCAUUUAGUCUUUGUUUUUUCCACUUAUGUUAACCCCCGUAGAAAUGCAGUCCACUUACUACAUUUUGCACCGAUGUGCCGUGUUACCGUCGAGCGACAAGCUCCUCGUCAUAGAUAGACGCGAAUUGUGAAUGCACGAGGACGGAAUCUUGCAUUCGUCACGUGUAUACAAAUUCCUUGAACUUGAAUCUUUCCGAUUCUUACGAUAAUCCACAGCUCCGAGCUACCGCUCGAGAAACCAAAUAUACUUUUAUAAUUUAUUCUGAAAGAACUUGUCAAUAAAGAGUUUUACGU
Ooceraea biroi (clonal raider ant) is the source of this 2445-nucleotide messenger RNA. It is a transcript of the gene HisRS, whose product is annotated as histidine--tRNA ligase. Gene Ontology annotation, biological process: histidyl-tRNA aminoacylation; mitochondrial translation. Gene Ontology annotation, molecular function: RNA binding; ATP binding; histidine-tRNA ligase activity. Gene Ontology annotation, cellular component: cytosol; cytoplasm; mitochondrion. The record is from RefSeq and is a predicted model, not a curated record. Lineage: Eukaryota; Metazoa; Arthropoda; Insecta; Hymenoptera; Formicidae.